GUCAGCUGAUCACUGCAGUGCAGCGUGCAGUUUGCUGUGUGUCAAUGUAAACAUUCACUUUUCUCUCAUGUGCUGUGGAAUUAGGUAGCUUACAGCCCCAGACCUAGUAACUUUGAUGUUGCUGUUGUCAGCAUGGCCUCUGGCUCAGGCUUUGCUCCUCCAAAACUGGCAGACUUCAUCCUCACAGAGCGGCUAGGCAGUGGAACCUACGCUACAGUAUAUAAAGCCUACAGAAAGGGGGACAGUCGUGAGGUGGUGGCAGUGAAGGUGGUGGGGAAGAAGACUCUAAACAAGGCAGCAACAGAAAACCUGCUCACAGAGAUUGAAAUCCUCAAGACUGUGCGUCACCCUCAUAUAGUCCAGCUCAAAGACUUCCAGUGGGAUGCUGAAAACAUUUAUCUGAUUUUGGAGUGGUGCUCUGGUGGCGAUCUCUCCCGCUUCAUCCGCAGUCGCAGGAUUUUACCUGAGAGGGUGGCCCGACGCUUCCUACAGCAAAUCGCCUGUGCUCUCCAGUUUCUUCAUGAACGAAACAUCUCACACCUGGACUUGAAACCUCAGAAUAUUCUGCUCAGUGGCUCUGCCCUCAAACUAGCAGAUUUUGGUUUUGCCCAAUACAUGUCACCUUGGGAUGAGCAGAGUGUCCUGAGAGGCUCUCCUCUUUACAUGGCUCCUGAGAUGGUGUGCAGACGCCAGUAUGACUCCAGGGUGGAUCUCUGGUCAGUUGGAGUCAUUCUCUAUGAGGCACUGUUUGGGCGAGCACCAUUCGCAUCAAGGUCUUAUGUUGAGCUGGAGGAGAAGAUCCGGAGUAACCAACCUAUUGAGCUCCCUCCCGGGGCCAGGGUAUCCAAGGACUGCCGGGACCUUCUGUUGCGGCUGCUGGAGAGAAAUCCAGAUGCCCGUAUCACCUUUGCGGAGUUCUUCACACACCCUUUUGUGGAUUUGGAGCACAUGCCAAGCGCAGAGAGCCUAGUGAAAGCGAAAGAGCUGGUCCUGCAGGCCGUUCAGAAGGACCAGGAGGGGGAGAGGUCCUCUGCUCUCUCUCUGUACUGUAGUGCCCUAGAGCACUUUGUCCCCGCUAUUCACUACGAGACUGACCGACAACGUAAAGAUGCCCUCAGACAGAAGGUCAGCCAGUAUGUGUCCAGAGCCGAGGAACUGAAAGCCCUGGUGGCCUCAGACAACAGACUGAGCUUUGAGGAGGCCCGGACCUCCAGGGAUGUCCUCAGAGAAAUGUCUCGAGACCAACCAAGGCUGCUGGCUGCUUUGGAGAUGGCCUCUACUGCCAUUGCUAAGGAAGGGAGCGGACUGGAUGAUCAUGAGGCCCUGGAUGUGUACCAGCAGUGCUUAGGAGAACUACUGUUGGUGCUAGCAGCUGAGCCCCAGGGCCGCAGGAGAGAGCUGCUCCACGGUGAGAUUAAGAGCCUUAUGAGCAGAGCCGAAUACCUCAAAAAGCAUAUCAAGAUGCAGGAGACUCAGAGAGACGCGUCUCUGGAUCGAGAACCUCUUGCAGACUCUGUCAGAAGCUCCUGCUGUUUGCAGUAAGCUUGACGGCCACCAUGGGAACCAACUUGGACGCCUCACAGAGCAUCAGACUCCCUGUCAGUGAUCAGGUUGGACACAAAGCAAGACCACAUUUCUGUUUGGGUCAAAUCAAACCUGCAUCACACCUCACCCAAACCAACACUGUACACUGUCUGGGUUGGAUAUUGCAAAUGCCAGCCAACUGUGGUCAGUGUUUUGGUUAUUGCUCUUAAGUUUUUCUACUAGAUGAUUUGGCAGGUAGAAAACGUGUUUAUUCUUUUAAAGGAAAAAAAUAUUUGGCUGGUAAAGUACUGGAAAUAGGUUUUGGAUUCUGGAUUUGCACACUGGUGAUUGUAAGUUAGUUCCUCGUUCUUUACACUCUGUUGGUGCACUGUUUAGCCUCAAAUCCCUCCUCCUGACACACCAUUGAUAUGUAAAUGCUUGACAGCUUGUAUGACAAUACCACACUGUCAUGGUAAACGAGUUAAAUAGAGACUGUUGCAUUUUAUUCAAAAGUGUUUGCAGCACACCUAAAAACUGUGAUAGCCUGAAAGUACAAUCAAAUGUGAACUGUGACGUUAAGCUUCACAACAAUUUUGAACUGAAGUAUUAAGUAUAUUAUAUUGAGGCCAAACAUGCACAUACUCCCUCACCCACCCUCCUUCUUCCCCACUGCCUUUGCUGUGGGUCAACCACAGGCUCACCAUGCUCUCUCCGCUGAUGGAGCCCUCUCCACCACUAUGAGGGGAAAACUGGAGAGGUGCGGCCUCUGCCUUAUUUACACUAGACUUGCAUUUUCUUAGGUUUGGCAGUGGAUGGGUAUUUGAGGGAUACAGUGAGUUGUGGCGCUCAAGCAAAGCCUUCAUAACUAGGCCUCUGUGAAACGGUAAAAGGCUUAGCAGUCGUAGCAAGCUGAUAAUCCACGCUGUUGUAGGUCUUCACGGGCUGUUUUGAUUUCAAACACGUAAAGUGCUUGAAUACUCUAAAAGGGAGCUUUACUUUGUGAAUAUAAUUUUUAAGGCAACUGUAGAAAAUACCUGAAACAGGAGUCAAAUGAGAAAAGUAUAAAUAUGUCUACUGGCAAGCUUUCCACACUGCUGUGUUGUUGUAUUUUUUAUUUGAAUGUUUAUACAGCUGUGAUUUUAUAAUGUAUUUAUUAAAUGAGAAAUUCAGUGGAAAAUAAAAUGACAAUCUCUGAA
Messenger RNA from Lates calcarifer (barramundi perch), 2720 nucleotides. RefSeq names its product unc-51 like kinase 3 (gene ulk3). The transcript has 17 exons. Bases 133 to 1542 code for a protein of 469 amino acids. Lineage: Eukaryota; Metazoa; Chordata; Actinopteri; Centropomidae. Gene Ontology annotation, biological process: autophagosome organization; peptidyl-serine phosphorylation; protein autophosphorylation. Gene Ontology annotation, molecular function: ATP binding; protein serine/threonine kinase activity. The record is from RefSeq and is a predicted model, not a curated record. Gene Ontology annotation, cellular component: cytoplasm; autophagosome.